Molecule: messenger RNA, 2222 nt
Organism: Nyctereutes procyonoides (raccoon dog)
Lineage: Eukaryota; Metazoa; Chordata; Mammalia; Carnivora; Canidae
Gene: HOXC5
Product: homeobox C5
Exons: 2
Coding region: 488-1156 (222 amino acids)
Biological process (GO): regulation of transcription by RNA polymerase II; anterior/posterior pattern specification; embryonic skeletal system morphogenesis
Cellular component (GO): nucleus
Molecular function (GO): RNA polymerase II cis-regulatory region sequence-specific DNA binding; DNA-binding transcription factor activity, RNA polymerase II-specific
Source: RefSeq, a predicted model, not a curated record
CAGCAGCAGCAACCAGCCUUCUCUGCAGGGUAGAAAAUCCCUCGGUCUGGAGGCGGGCACACAAGCCAGGCUGCAAUCCUCCCAAGUCGGCACCGGGUGUCGCUGUGGGCUCGUUGUCCCGGCUACCCCCCAAUUCCAAGAACCAUUUUUUUCCCUCCCCCUUCUCUCCCUCUCUCUCCCUCUCUCUCUUUCUCUCUCACUCCCUCUCCCCCCUUGGUUGGGCUUUGCCAACAUAUCAAGAUGCGUUUCGCCGGCUUCCAUCACUAACCUCCCGGAGGUCAUCAAGCCAAAUUUAUGAGUGGCCGCUCGAGUCACGUGACUCUAUUUAAGGCUCCCUUAUUUGGGAAGAGCGCAUAGGAUAAAGAAAGAGAUAUCUCCACCUAUAAAUUGUGCACUUUGGAGAACAAAAAACCCCUCAACUUCAAAGAGUCACAAAUCACCCUUAAUCAAAAAGGGUGCAGAAAUUUUUUUUUGGGCCCUCCCCGCCAUGAGCUCCUACGUAGCCAAUUCAUUCUAUAAGCAGAGCCCCAAUAUCCCUGCCUAUAACAUGCAAACUUGUGGCAACUAUGGAUCGGCCGCAGAGGUGCAGGCAUCCAGGUACUGCUACGGUGGAUUGGACUUAAGCAUCACUUUCCCACCGCCUGCGCCUUCCAACUCUCUCCACGGGGUAGACAUGGCAGCCAGCCCCCGGGCUCACCCCGACCGCCCCGCCUGCAGCGCCGCGGCCGCUCCGGGACACGCUCUGGGCAGAGACGAAGCGGCUCCUCUGAACCCCGGGAUGUACAGUCAGAAGGCGGCUCGCCCAGCGCCGGAGGAGCGAGCUAGGAGCGCUGGGGAGAUCAAAGAGGAGCAGGCGCAGACAGGGCAGCCCGCCGCCCGGAGCCAGCCACCGGCCCCGCCACAGAUUUACCCGUGGAUGACCAAACUGCACAUGAGCCACGAGACGGACGGCAAGCGGUCCCGAACCAGUUACACGCGCUACCAGACUCUGGAACUGGAAAAAGAAUUCCACUUUAACCGCUACCUCACUCGCCGCAGGCGCAUCGAGAUCGCCAACAACUUGUGUCUCAACGAGAGACAGAUCAAGAUCUGGUUCCAGAACCGCAGGAUGAAGUGGAAGAAAGAUUCCAAAAUGAAAAGCAAAGAGGCUCUCUAGAGGCGGGGGGGCCGCACACUGCGCCCCGAGCCCGCUUUCCUCCCCGCGCCUUUCCUCCUCGGGUUUCCUCUGUCUGUGUCUGGGGCACGGCCGGGCGGCUGGGCACCGGCUCGGCCUCGCAGACAAAAGCGCUUCCCCCGGCUCCCGCACCCUCGCCCCUCGCCCAGCCCAGGGCCCGGCGGGGCGGCCCGGGCUCCCUGGGUCCUGGCGGCCCGGCCCGGGCUCAGGGCGAGCUCCGCAGGCCUGCGGUGCCGGGGCUGCCGCGAAGGCCCAGGGCCGGGCGGCCUCUCCGGCUUCCCCCCGGCGCCGCCCGGCCGCGUGAAGGGGGGCCCCGGGCGCCCCAGGCCCCGUGGCCCGACCCCUCGGCCUCCCCUGCCCUUUGUUCCCGGCUUAGGCCGGCGAGAGUGGUUGUGCUUGGCCGAGUCGGCGCCGGACUCGGACUCGGGGUGCUGCGGUGUAGCGACUAAACUCCACGUUCGGUCUUUAAAUGAUUUGCAUAUGAAAGGGGGGAGAUGACUGAAGGCCCGCCUAGGGCCCCCCGGUUGCCCUAGGCUCUCCAAACCUUCUCAGCCACCCCUCAGCCCCGUAACGUCUCCAGCCUGCGCCCUCUGCAUGCCCUCUCAGGCCCCCCCGCCUCAGCUCACCAGCUAGCUCAGCUCUGGGGGUUCCCUGCCACUGGACCCCAGCAAGCAGUCCCAGAGGCUCCUGGCUGCCCACUAGUCCCUGCCACGACUCUGUGCCCUCCUGCCCCAUCGCUGUCGUCCAACUAUUUAUUGACUCCAGGUCUUUCCUGAAACUAUAUUUUGUCAUAUCAAAUAAAGACAAAGAGAGAACAGGACCAAAGACGCAGCGGUCCUCUCUGUUGGGGGCAUGUAUUGGGUAAAAGCGUCUAAAUGGGCUAUGGGACACAGCCUCUCGGCCUCUUUGUAAAAAAAAAAAAGAAUUUUUAGGAACUUCUAGAGGGAUUGAGGGCAGGGAGGUGAAUUUGACCUCCUUUCCAGAUCCCUGGUUCCCAGAAUGGCCUUUGCAGGGGGGGGGGGGCUGGUGUGGGGGGCAUCUAGCUUGU